Molecule: messenger RNA, 1384 nt
Organism: Trachymyrmex cornetzi
Lineage: Eukaryota; Metazoa; Arthropoda; Insecta; Hymenoptera; Formicidae
Product: piggyBac transposable element-derived protein 4-like
Exons: 2
Source: RefSeq, a predicted model, not a curated record
AUGAUUUUUUUUUGUGAUGAAAAUUCGGAUCAAGAAGAUUUGGAAUAUGUUGAUUCUGAUGAUAUUCCAUUAGAUGAAAGAUUGAAUCAAUUGUUAAAAAAUCUAACUUUCAAUGAAAACGCUAAUUUUGAACCAAUAAUUCAUACUUUCAACGAUCCUUAUUCAGGUUUACAAAAGGGUUGUGGAAUAGAUAAAAAUAGUUCUUCUAUUGAUAGUUUUAAAGCUUUCCUUAAAGAAGAAUUUGUAGACAUCAUUGCUUGUCAAAGUAAUUUGUAUAAGAAAAAUAAAUUAGCGGAUUUAAGAAAUGCUAAUAAGCUAAAGCAACAUUCAAGAAUCAACAAGUGCGAUUCAAUCACUAUGGAUGAACUGUACACUUUUCAAGCAUUGCUUAUACUGAUGGGGAUCGUAAAAAAGCCAGAAAUUAAGAUGUAUUGGUGUAAAGAUCCUAUGCUUGAAACGCCAUUUUUCUCAAAGUGUAUGACACUUGUACGAUUUCAGAAUAUACUUGCGAUGAUGCAUUUUUCGCCUGAAACAGAUUCACAAGAUAAGCUUUAUAAGAUAAGGCCAGUCGUUGAAUAUCUGAAAGAUCGCUUUCAAAGCAUUUACAGACCUGCCGAAAAUAUUUCUAUUGACGAGUCUCUGAUGAAAUGGCAAGGGAGGCUAAGUUUCAAACAAUUCAAUAGAAACAAACGAGCUCGUUUCGGAAUAAAAUUGUAUGAAACGUGUGAUUCAAAAAAUGGAUACGUAUAUAAUUUUAAGAUCUAUGUAGGCAAAGAUGAAAAUGAUUCAAACAAGAAAUCACUACUUGGCAUAUCCGGAAAUGUAGUGAUGGACCUGCUUUCCGAUUUAGGUGAACAAGGGCGUUCUUUAUACAUCGAUAAUUGGUAUAGUUCACCCUGGCUAUUCCUGACAUUGCAUAAUGCGAAAACCAAUGUUUGUGGAACUGUGCGACCAAACCGAGCAAAACUCCCAAAAGUAAAUAAAAAGGAAAUUAAAAAUGGCGAGAUGAAGGUGUUUAGCUCUCCGCGAAUGACAUAUAUGCUAUGGAAAGAUAAAAGAUUGGUGACUAUGCUUUCUACCAAACAUGCGCCUGAAAUGGUUGUAACUAAUAAAGUGGACUAUCAUACUAAGCAAAAAAAGCAGAAACCAAAUAUUGUAUUGGAAUAUAAUGAUAAUAUGGGCGGCGUUGAUUUAUCUGAUCAAUGCAUUACGCCAUAUGAAAUUCUAAGGAAAUCGCAAAAAUGGUACAUCAAAACUUUCUUUCAUUUACUUGACUUAGCCAUAUUCAAUGCUUGGGUUGUUUAUAAUACUGUUCACGCUGAUAAGAAACUGAAGUUUUUACAUUUUCGCAACCAACUAGCCAGAGAACUCCUUGAACACCACG